UUGUUUACAUCACCAUCACCAACAAGUUAAUAGCAUUCCGCAAAAUGGCUGCCACCACCUUAGUCUCUGAAGUCACUCUCCCCUCCUCCUCCGGCCAGCGGAAGAUGCCGCUGAUGGGCCUCGGCACCGCGCCGGAAGCAACCAGCGCGGUUACCACAAAAGAUGCUGUUCUUGAGGCCAUCAAGCAGGGCUACAGGCACUUUGAUGCUGCUUCUGCUUAUGGUGUGGAACAGUCUGUGGGAGAAGCCAUAGCUGAAGCACUUAAGCAAGGACUAAUUGCAUCCAGAGAUCAACUCUUCAUCACUACCAAAUUGUGGGUCACUGAUAACCAUGCCCAUACUAUUCUUCCUGCCCUGCAGAAAUCUCUCAGGACACUUCAACUAGAAUACAUAGAUCUCUUUCUCAUCCACUGGCCCAUUGCUACUAAGCCUGGAAAAGUUGUGUACCCCAUUGAAGUAUCAGAGAUAGUGGAAUUUGACAUGAAGGGUGUGUGGGGAUCCAUGGAGGAGUGCCAGAGACUUGGCCUCACCAAAGCCAUUGGAGUCAGCAACUUCUCCAUCAAGAAGCUUGAAAAAUUGCUCUCUUUUGCUACCAUCCCUCCCGCAGUGAAUCAAGUAGAAGUUAACCUUGGGUGGCAACAACAGAAGCUUAGAGAUUUCUGCAAGGAAAAGGGUAUUACUGUAACUGCCUUCUCACCCCUGAGGAAGGGUGCUAGUAGGGGUGCUAAUUUUGUGCUGGACAAUGAUGUAAUCAAAGAAUUGGCAGAUGCUCAUGGCAAGACUGCAGCCCAGAUUUGUCUUCGAUGGCUAUAUGAACAAGGGUUGACUUUUGUGGUCAAGAGCUAUGACAAAGAGAGGAUGAAGCAAAACUUGGGAAUUUUUGAUUGGUCACUGACUGAGGAUGAUUACAAGAAAAUAAGUGAAAUCCACCAAGAGAGGCUCAUCAAAGGACCAACCAAGCCUCUUCUUGAUGAUCUAUGGGAUGAAGAAUGAGCAGUCACCUAAAUUUCACAGUUUGAGUGUUUUCUGGUUACUCUUGAGAGAAUAAAGCAAAGUGUCACCAUUCUGUUGGUGCCAGAUAUUGCUCGAGAAUUUUAAUUAAAUAACCCUUGCGAAUGUUGAUUAUAGUGACACUACGCUAUUUUCCAUGUGAUGUGGACGCAAUCCAAAUUCCAAUUUAAUUUCACUGAA
Glycine soja is the source of this 1190-nucleotide messenger RNA. RefSeq names its product NAD(P)H-dependent 6'-deoxychalcone synthase-like. The transcript has 4 exons. Gene Ontology annotation, molecular function: aldose reductase (NADPH) activity. Gene Ontology annotation, cellular component: cytosol. Bases 45 to 992 code for a protein of 315 amino acids. Lineage: Eukaryota; Viridiplantae; Streptophyta; Magnoliopsida; Fabales; Fabaceae. The record is from RefSeq and is a predicted model, not a curated record.